Messenger RNA from Balaenoptera musculus (blue whale), 2115 nucleotides. It is a transcript of the gene DIMT1, whose product is annotated as DIMT1 rRNA methyltransferase and ribosome maturation factor. Bases 146 to 1099 code for a protein of 317 amino acids. Gene Ontology annotation, molecular function: rRNA (adenine-N6,N6-)-dimethyltransferase activity. Lineage: Eukaryota; Metazoa; Chordata; Mammalia; Artiodactyla; Balaenopteridae. Gene Ontology annotation, biological process: rRNA methylation. The record is from RefSeq and is a predicted model, not a curated record. Gene Ontology annotation, cellular component: mitochondrial matrix. The transcript has 10 exons.
GUGGGCGGGUCCUCGCCCCUCCCCGAAGUGGCCAGGACCUGUGCUGUUGGUGCGGGCCGGCGAUUCCCACGUGGUGCGGUGACUCGCGGUUGUAGCCUCCGGUCCUCUCUAACUUCCCCGGCCUGUGUGCCCGCUGCCUGCAGAGAUGCCGAAGAUCAAGUCAGGGGCGAGCGGCCGGUGCCGCGAACGGCAACAACAACGCCGGGAGCUGAAGAGCGGAGGAGGACUCACGUUCAACACGGGGAUUGGGCAGCACGUUUUGAAAAAUCCUCUCAUUGUUAACAGCAUUAUCGAUAAGGCUGCCUUAAGACCAACGGAUGUGGUGCUGGAAGUUGGACCUGGAACUGGCAAUAUGACUGUAAAGUUGCUAGAAAAGGCAAAAAAGGUAAUCGCCUGUGAACUUGACCUAAGGCUAGUAGCUGAACUUCACAAAAGAGUUCAGGGCACGCCUCUGGCCAGCAAACUUCAAGUAAUGGUGGGUGAUGUGUUGAAAACAGAUUUGCCAUUUUUUGAUGCUUGUGUGGCAAAUUUGCCUUAUCAGAUCUCUUCUCCUUUUGUCUUCAAGCUGUUGCUGCACCGACCUUUUUUCAGAUGUGCUGUACUUAUGUUUCAAAGAGAAUUUGCUCUCCGACUGGUUGCAAAACCUGGAGAUAAGUUAUACUGCAGACUGUCAAUUAAUACACAGCUAUUAGCACGUGUGGACCAUCUAAUGAAAGUUGGAAAGAAUAACUUCAGACCACCACCCAAGGUGGAAUCCAGUGUUGUAAGGAUAGAACCUAAGAAUCCACCACCACCUAUCAAUUUUCAGGAAUGGGAUGGCCUAGUAAGGAUCACCUUUGUUAGGAAAAACAAGACACUGUCUGCUGCAUUUAAGUCAAGUGCAGUGCAACAGCUACUGGAAAAAAACUACAGAAUUCACUGUUCGGUCCAUAAUAUUGUAAGCAGAAAAUGUUUCUGUUGUUUCAAUAAUUUGUUGUGUUUUAAAAUGUCCCUCUAUUUCCUAUUCUGUUUCAUAUAUCAUUACAAGAUUCUUAAUUUUGAACAUUCCAUAGGAUCCUUAAAAGACAGUAUGUCAUGUCUAACUAGCACUAGAAUUUGAAUUCUAACAGGUCAGUGCUGCUAUGUAUUUUGCAGAACAUAUCUGAACACCCUUGAAUACUCCAUCCUCUUUUACUGAGUUUUUUUUUUUUUUUUGCCAUAAAAAGAUUCAGUUGAAUCAUAAUUUUCUCAAAGUUUUAAGCUUGUGUAACUUACUCAGCUUAAAAUAAUUGUGUACCAUGUGCUAGCCUUUGAAUUGUGGCCGUCCCUUCUUGCUUGUUGCUUACAUAGCAAUUACAAAUUUAAAGUUACUAUUUUCUCAAUCACUUUUUUUUAAUACCCAGAAGUUGAAAUAAUUAGAACAAAGUAUGAGAUAAAUAGCAGAUUUCUGGUUGUGAACCUCAUGUCUCUUUAUUAUCUGUGCAACAUUUUAACUAGCUGUGUGUGUGAGCACACAUAGACAUAUCCAUAUAUAAUGACUGUGAUGUUUGAUAACUUUUUAGUUCUUUCAAGCUAAUUAAACGGAGCAGACAGAUAAAAGCAAAUUUCCUUUGUAUUUUUUUAUUCAGAUCUUACAUGGUUUAAUGUACCACAUUGCUACCUCCAUUUUAUGAAUAAAGUCAUUGAACAUCUACCUACAUAGGAAAUGUUACGCUGGAUUAAGAGAAGUUUUUAGAUGAAAGAUGUAAAGUAUGACAUAUUCUCAAGGGUUGGAGAGGCCAUCUAUGAGAAAAACUUAACUAGCUGGUAAAAUGAAAUUUGUGCCAAGAAUAUGUUACUUUUAAAGAAGCAGCAAUUGCUGUAAAAUUUAUUUUGUAGCUUUAGUUAUUUUAUGUGUUAUGAAGUACUUUGUGACGCCUGAAACAACUAUUUCAGAAUUUCUAAGAAGAAAAAGGGCAAUAUACAUGAUUUAAUUCAUUCAAGGUCUUCUAUGUAUUUGGUAUGUGCUAAAAAAUCAACCACUUAACUAAUGAGAGAUCCAAGUCUUAAUCUGCACAAACAGGCUUUCCAAAACUAUCAUGAACAGAUAAGGUGACUGUUUAUGACUUACUGAACUAAAAAAAAAAAAAAAAAAAA